UUCUCUUUAAAUUUAAUUUUGUCUAUAAUUAAACCCAAUCUCCUCACUCUCAUUUAAAUUAAUUUAUCAAAAUAUUUGUCACCAUAUGGAGUCUCAAGAAACAUGUCUCUCUGAAACUUCAACCAUAAUCUCACUUUCAAAUCCUCUAAAAAACCCUUCAAUGGAUACUCCAAAACAAGAAGAAAAUAAUCUUGUGUUGGAUCUAAGAGUUUCAAGCAAAGAAUUGAAUCUGAUAGACUCAUUUGAAAUGGCUUCAUCUCAUCAGAAAUCAUCAUCAUCAUCCGAUACUACUCCUAAAGUAUUUUCAUGCAACUAUUGUCAAAGAAAAUUUUAUAGUUCACAAGCACUCGGAGGUCAUCAAAACGCACACAAAAGAGAGAGAAAUCUAGCGAAACGCGGACAAAAAACCGCGUCGUUUGGUGUAAAUAGAUUCUCUAGCAUAGCUUCUCUUCCUCUGCAUGGCUCUUUGAAUCGAUCACUGGGAAUUCAAGUGCAUUCCUUGAUCCACAAGCCAAGUCUCGGAUCAUCAUACGGGUCGAGACUACAAGGAUUUGAUCAGCAACCGGCAGUUGGAAGAUUGGUUUCGGAGAGGUUUCAUAUGGGAAGUAUUGGAUCAUCACCUUCUAAUAAUGGUAUGGCAAGAUUAUUCGAAACUGGUUCGAGAAAUUUUUCUUUUCCGGUAAGAGAAAGUUUUAACUAUUUGAAGACUAAAAAUGAUGAUUUUCACAAGCUUGACUUAUCACUUAAGCUCUAAUUAACUACAGUUUUAUGCCGGCCGAGGUUGGAUUGGAGUGGUAACUGGUAAGGGCUCGAUCAGUUUCGUAUUCGAGUUCUGAGUAUGCGAUUUCUUUAUAGUGACUAGAGGAGCUUUGGCGACGUAACUGGUUAUACCUGGCUUGAUUCGGAUUAAUCAGGAUAGUGGCUCCGGAUAUUAGAUGGUAUUAAAAUAAGUAUAGUUUUAUUUCUUAUCUUCUUUUUUUGAUUUUGGUGAUGAUUUCAUUAGGAUUUUUUGUACUCUUCUCCUAAGUUGGAGUAUCUCUUGUAAUUAAAUCCUUUCUUUUUUUGGUAUUGAUAGAGACUAAUUUCUUC
Messenger RNA from Mercurialis annua (annual mercury), 1089 nucleotides. Its product is annotated as zinc finger protein 1. The transcript has a single exon. The record is from RefSeq and is a predicted model, not a curated record. The coding region runs from base 86 to 754 and encodes 222 amino acids. Lineage: Eukaryota; Viridiplantae; Streptophyta; Magnoliopsida; Malpighiales; Euphorbiaceae. Gene Ontology annotation, biological process: negative regulation of abscisic acid-activated signaling pathway.